Bolinopsis microptera is the source of this 3615-nucleotide messenger RNA. Its product is annotated as 2-oxoglutarate dehydrogenase complex component E1-like. Gene Ontology annotation, cellular component: mitochondrion; oxoglutarate dehydrogenase complex. The transcript has 22 exons. The record is from RefSeq and is a predicted model, not a curated record. The coding region runs from base 24 to 3011 and encodes 995 amino acids. Gene Ontology annotation, biological process: tricarboxylic acid cycle. Gene Ontology annotation, molecular function: oxoglutarate dehydrogenase (succinyl-transferring) activity; thiamine pyrophosphate binding. Lineage: Eukaryota; Metazoa; Ctenophora; Tentaculata; Lobata; Bolinopsidae.
UUGUUGUAGAUGCUUGGAUAACAAUGUAUGCUGUGAGAGGAAAACUGCUCCGAUGUAUACCAGUACGUCAUGUGCUGCGUACAGCAUUCAAGUCGAGUGCUGCAGCGGAACCCUUCCUCAACGGAUCAUCCUCCACUUAUGUUGAGGACAUGUAUGAGAGCUGGAGAGAAGAUCCGUCCAGUGUACACAAAUCGUGGCAAAUCUUCUUCUCCCGGACGGAAGGAGGAGCAGGACCUGGAGAAGCGCAUGUUUCAGCACCCAACAUGCCUGUCUAUCCCAUGUUCGCACCAAGCGCUGCAGUUCCAAUGACGGAAGCUUCGGCUGGCGAUGCAAUACAAAGCACCAGAGCCGGACAGAGUAUGAUUCUGAAACAUCACAACUUUCAACGAUUACUGAGAGCAUAUCAGUCUUCUGGCCAUCACAUAGCGAAGUUGGAUCCACUUGGUAUUGGCUCUGCGGAUCUUGACAGCACGGUCCCAGAUAUACUCACUCUGGAAUACUACAACUUUACAAAACAAGAUAUGGACCAGUACUUUCAACUGCCAAAGUACACGUAUCUUGGUGGUGAUGAAAGGGAGCUCACUCUCAGGGAGACUAUCAACCGACUGGAGAGAGUAUACUCCGGAUCUAUUGGUGCAGAGUUCAUGCACAUGCACGAUCCUGGGGCAAGAGAGUAUAUCAGAAAGUGGGUUGAAAAACCCGGAAUAAGGAACAUGACCAGUGAAGAGAAGCGAAUCUUAUUAGCCCGACUUGUUCGAUCUACCAGAUUUGAAGAGUAUCUUGCGAAAAAAUGGCCUAGUGAGAAAAGAUUCGGGUUGGAGGGCUGUGAGGUACUGAUCCCAGCCAUGAAGCAGAUAAUCGACAUUGCUAACUCUCGGGGGGUUGAUAGUUUCGUGAUAGGAAUGCCACAUAGAGGCAGACUUAACGUGCUGGCUAACGUGUGCAGGAAGGAACUUGAGAAACUCUUCAACCAGUUCAACCCUGAUCUGACACCAGAGGAUGAGGGUUCUGGUGAUGUAAAAUAUCACCUUGGGAUGUAUCACCGCCGCAUCAAUCACCUGACCAACAAAGAAGUAGAGCUAUCAGUAGUCGCCAAUCCCUCGCAUUUAGAGGCUGUCAACCCUGUCGUCUGUGGUAAAGUCAGAGCAACCCAAUUCUUUAAUGGCGAUGAAGCUGGACAGAAGACCAUGGCUAUCCUACUGCACGGUGACGCGGCGUACAGUGGACAGGGAGUAGUGUACGAAACUAUGCAUCUCAGUGACCUGCCAAGUUACACUACUGGAGGCACAAUCCACAUCGUAGUCAACAAUCAGGUGGGUUUCACAACAGAUCCCCGAUUUUCCCGGUCCUCUCCCUACUGCACUGACGUUGCCAAAGUUGUUAAUGCUCCCAUACUUCACGUUAACGCUGAUGAUCCAGAGGCGGUUAUGCACGUGUGCAACGUGGCUGCUAACUGGCGCGCCGACUGGGGUAAGGACGUCGUGAUAGAUCUAGUGUGUUACCGACGAAACGGUCACAACGAGGCGGACGAGCCCAGUUUCACCCAGCCCCUCAUGUACAAGAGAAUCAGGGAGCUGCCCAAUGUGCUGAACAAAUAUGCUGACCAGUUGGUUGCGGAGGGAACUGUCUGUCAAGCUGAUAUUGACGAAGAGAUAGCAGCAUUCGAUAAGAUCAUGAACGAAGCUUAUCAGAAGAGUACUGCCAUCACCAAGAUGAAGCUCACUGAUUGGUUGGACAGUCCCUGGGACCAUUUCUUCGAGUGUGACGCGAACAAAGUGCCAAUUCUACGUGAAACGCCCCCCACCGGUAUCAGCGACAGUGUUCUGAAGAGAAUAGCAGAGACUUUCAGUGCUGAUCCCCCCAUCAAGGUUCAUCCGGGAAUCAAGCGUAUUCUGAAGGGACGAACAAAGAUGGUGGAGGCUCAGCAGGCAGACUGGGCACUGGGCGAGGCGCUGGCUAUUGGCUCCCUCCUCAUGGAGGGCUACCAUGUGAGGCUUAGUGGGCAGGAUGUGGAGAGAGGAACAUUCUCACAUCGUCACCACGUGUUGCACGAUCAGGACGUGGACGGAAGAGUGUACAACCCUCUGCAGAACCUGUCCUCCUCUCAGCAGAAAUACUCUGUCAGCAACAGCUCCCUCUCAGAGUUUGGAGUUUUAGGAUUUGAGCUGGGUUUCAGUCAACAUAACCCCAACUCCCUGGUGUGCUGGGAGGCCCAGUUCGGGGACUUCUUCAACACUGCUCAGUGUAUUGUGGACCAGUUCAUUAGCUCAGGACAAGACAAAUGGUACAGACAGAGUGGACUGGUGAUGCUCCUCCCUCACGGUAUGGAGGGCAUGGGUCCAGAACACAGUUCUGCCAGAAUGGAGCGCUUUUUACAGAUGUGCAACGACAAGGAGGACUCUAAGUACGAGGGUGUGAGUGCAGACCAGCAACUGUGGGACUGUAACUGGCAGAUAAUGAACAUUACCACCCCGGCUAACAUGUUCCACGCUCUCAGGAGACAGAUGCACAUGAAAUUCAGGAAGCCGCUUGUUGUAUUCACACCAAAAUCCCUUCUCCGCCACCCUCUGGCAAGGAGCUCUUUUGACGAGAUGACCCCUGGUACAUCCUUCAAAGCCAUCAUCCCAGAAGACCGUGACAUUUCGAACACUAAGAAACUCAUUCUCUGUUCGGGAAAAGUUUACUACGAUCUUUUGGAGGAACGUGCUAACAGAGGGUUGGAGGACAGUAUUGCCAUCACCAGGAUAGAGCAAAUCAACCCCUUCCCUCACGCUCUUAUAGACAGUGAACUUAACCGGUACGCUCCGGGCACUCAGAUCAGUUGGGUACAGGAGGAACAUAAGAACGCAGGAGCGUGGACACACGUGAAACCUAGACUUGAGAACCAUCUCACUGGAGAUAUCCACUGCGGAUACCACGGACGAGAGCCAGCUGCGUCUGCUGCGACAGGAAACAAGAAGCUCCACAAGACGGAGUAUAAGAAAAUGAUGGACGACAGUUUCGCUCUGUGAUCUGGACUACCUAUCAUGUCCUGAUCAGCCCCUCUGUGGCUAUAGCAGCCGAAUUAUCGUCAAUAUGGGAUUUAUAAUGGGUUUCGAUAACAACGUGAAACUGAGAUUGUUUUUGAAUAUUUAUAGGUUUUAGCCGUAGUUAAGUUGAAUUAUUAUAUUAAAAUAGUUUUCAACACAAUUAUAAACCUUAAAUAUGGCCCUAUUAUUUAUUAAAAUCGCUUUUAACACGAUGGUUAUUUCGGCGUCAUGAAGCAUGUAACUUUAACAAAACUGCAGUAUUUUCUGGGAAUAUUUGAGUUCGUAAACCACAGAGCUGCUUAAGUUUUUGUCGUGGGCCCGGAGCAACCGAGUUAUCCGCAGAAUGUGACUGUGAACCUAAUUUAAGGGGAGACAAUUGCGAUUUGGGCAUAUUUAUUGUGCCCCCUCGAACCUGUUUGUUCGGUGGUAUAAUGUAGGUAGGUCUGUACUCAACUGUGGGUUAGGAUCUAUCGAUGAUAAACAUCAAGCACUUUUGUAAAGUUGUAAAGUAUUUUGGAACUAUUUAAGAGAUGUUAUUUGUAAUAUCCGUUUGACUGCUGUCAAUCCUUAUUUUUUUCGCCCACCA